Molecule: messenger RNA, 2090 nt
Organism: Saimiri boliviensis boliviensis (Bolivian squirrel monkey)
Lineage: Eukaryota; Metazoa; Chordata; Mammalia; Primates; Cebidae
Gene: FSD1L
Product: fibronectin type III and SPRY domain containing 1 like
Molecular function (GO): protein binding
Source: RefSeq, a predicted model, not a curated record
CUUUCACCCUGGCAACCGCGGCGCGACGGCGGCGCGCGCGGGCUGGGCGCGGACGGGUGGGGCCGGGCGGUGCCCGUGCGGGCUGGGUCGGUGCGUGAGUAGCAGUCUUGGGGUGUGCGACUUCGCUGCGCCUCCUCGCACGGUUGGUCGUCGCGGGUUCGGGCCCAGCGGGCUUAGCCCCUCGCCAUGGACUCCCAGAAAGAAGCUCUACAAAGGAUCAUUUCAACUCUGGCAAAUAAAAAUGAUGAAAUUCAGAACUUUAUUGAUACACUAAAUCAUACACUAAAAGGAGUUCAGGAAAAUUCAUCUAACAUACUCUCAGAGUUAGAUGAAGAAUUUGAUAGUUUAUACUCUAUACUGGAUGAAGUGAAAGAAAGCAUGGUUAACAGUAUCAAGCAGGAACAAGCUCGUAAAUCCCAAGAGUUACAGAGUCAGAUUAGUCAAUGUAAUAAUGCCCUGGAGAACUCUGAAGAACUACUAGAAUUUGCAACAAGGUCGUUAGAUAUAAAGGAACCUGAAGAAUUUUCAAAGGCUGCCAGACAGAUCAAGGAUAGAGUCACAAUGGCUUCAGCCUUUCGCCUUUCUUUGAAACCAAAGGUCAGUGACAACAUGACUCAUUUAAUGGUGGAUUUCUCACAGGAAAGACAAAUGCUGCAAACUUUGAAGUUUUUGCCAGUCCCCAAAGCUCCAGAGAUAGAUCCAGUAGAGUGUUUGGUGGCAGAUAACUCUGUAACAGUAGCUUGGAGAAUGCCAGAAGAAGAUAAUAAGAUUGACCAUUUUAUACUGGAACAUAGGAAGACUAAUUUUGAUGGACUUCCACGUGUAAAGGAUGAGCGAUGCUGGGAGAUAAUUGAUAAUAUUAAGGGUACUGAGUAUACACUAUCAGGCUUAAAAUUUGAUUCAAAGUAUAUGAAUUUCAGAGUUCGAGCUUGUAACAAGGCUGUGGCUGGAGAGUAUUCUGAUCCAGUGACUCUAGAGACCAAAGCACUUAACUUCAAUUUGGAUAACUCUUCAUCCCAUUUGAACUUGAAAGUUGAAGAUACCUGUGUAGAGUGGGAUCCUACUGGAGGAAAAGGCCAAGAAAGUAAAAUUAAAGGAAAAGAGAACAAGGGCAGUGUCCAUGUUACUUCACUGAAGAAACAUACAAGAAGUGGUACACCAUCCCCAAAACGAACAUCUGUAGGCUCCAGGCCACCAGCAGUAAGAGGCAGUAGAGAUCGUUUUACUGGAGAAUCAUACACAGUGCUGGGAGACACUGCUAUUGAAAGUGGACAACAUUAUUGGGAAGUCAAGGCCCAGAAGGAUUGUAAAUCCUACAGUGUAGGAGUAGCAUACAAAACGUUGGGGAAAUUUGACCAGUUGGGAAAGACAAACACUAGUUGGUGUAUCCAUGUCAACAACUGGCUACAAAACACAUUUGCAGCAAAGCAUAAUAAUAAAGUCAAAGCUUUGGAUGUUACCGUUCCUGAAAAAAUAGGUGUAUUUUGUGAUUUUGAUGGGGGUCAACUUUCAUUCUAUGAUGCAAACUCGAAACAGUUGCUAUAUUCCUUUAAGACAAAAUUUACUCAGCCACUACUACCUGGUUUCAUGGUAUGGUGUGGUGGACUUUCUUUGAGUACUGGGAUGCAGGUUCCAAGUGCUGUGAGAACACUUCAGAAAAGUGAAAAUGGAAUGACUGGUUCAGCUAGCAGCCUGAACAAUGUUGUUACUCAGUAAUGUCUAAUCAGAAUACGUUUACCCUCCCACUUGAUUGGGUGGCCUUUUCUGUGCAGUUACUAAUCACAGGAAUUUGUGAGUAGUGAAAAUCAGGUUUGCUGUGUUCUGCUUUGAGGCCUGGAAUUUGUUAUCAUUAAACACCAAGUAUGAAGCAUUUGCAGGAACCUGCUGUGCAGUAUCAUAGAAGCAAGCAGAUACCAAGCAAGAAGCUGAGGAUUGAAGAGUAAAUGGAGGGAAGGGCAGUGUUUAAUUACCAUAAAAAGUCAUUUUUAUAUUUCUUGGAUUACUUUGACUGUUCUAAUAUGUUUAAUUACAUAUGGCAACCCUAAGUCCUGGGGAGAAAAGCUUUUACGUCAUGCCUUCUUUCUUCUGUA